This is a messenger RNA of Aspergillus oryzae RIB40, 957 nucleotides long. RefSeq lists its product as uncharacterized. The transcript is spliced from 7 exons. NCBI's taxonomy places the organism in Eukaryota, Fungi, Ascomycota, Eurotiomycetes, Eurotiales, Aspergillaceae. The record is from RefSeq and is a predicted model, not a curated record. The coding region runs from base 1 to 957 and encodes 318 amino acids. Gene Ontology annotation, molecular function: oxidoreductase activity, acting on paired donors, with incorporation or reduction of molecular oxygen; iron ion binding; heme binding.
AUGAACACUUCGUUGGACAGCUCUACCGCACUCGGUUUUUACAUCACGCUCACUGUUGUGACUAUAUCUGUAGCAUAUGUUUCCAUCCUGGCAUUGUGCCGUCUUUUCUUGAGUCCAAUUGCUGUCUUUCCCGGUCCACCUCUCGCCCGAUUGACAUACCUAACCCAGUGGUACUAUGAUUGGGUCAAAGAUGGUCAAUAUUAUCUUCAAAUCGAGGAAAUGCAUAAGAAAUAUGGACCCAUUGUGCGGGUAACUCCGGGUGAACUGCAUAUAAGAGAUUCGAAUUUUCACAGCAAGCUCUACGUGACCGGAGCUGUGAGAAAAUCCGAUUCAUACCAUCGAUUUACUCAAGGCACUGGAUUUGAAGAUAUUACUUUCCCCCUCCUCUCCCAUGACAGACAUCGAGCUUUGCGUGGGCAGGUUAGUCGUCUCUUCACAAGAGCGGGUGUUCGCCAACAUGAAUCCCGGAUUGUGGCACGUAUACACGUGCUAUCGCAGAGGAUGUGUGGGUUUAUGAGCAACGGAAAGCCCGUCAACCUUCAUGAUGCCUUCAGUUCCCUUGCAGCUGGCAUGUAUAAUGCGAUAUCGGUUAUAUUCCACGAAGAGCCAACGGACUACCUCGGGGACCCGGAAUUCAAUACCGCUUGGUAUAACACCUUGAAGAUGGGUACAGCAACAAUCCCUUUAUUAACCCAAUUGCCCUGGCUUGCAAGGGUCAUCAGUGCCCCCGUGGCUAGAUACAUCCUGGAACGAGCAACUCCCUGGAGAAUCUUUGAUGAUAAAUCCCGCCGGCAGAUGCUCAAGUCGAAGUCACGGCCCACAAUUGCGUCCAGCGACCGGUCCAAUGCCACUGUAUUCGAUAACCUCUUCAAGGAUAACUUGUUCUAUACCAUGAAUGAACAAACAUUUACUCGUUCUGCGCAGGUAUAUCUAGCUGACAAGAUAUCAUGUUUAUGA